Messenger RNA from Rhipicephalus sanguineus (brown dog tick), 1927 nucleotides. Its product is annotated as snake venom 5'-nucleotidase-like. Gene Ontology annotation, cellular component: plasma membrane. The record is from RefSeq and is a predicted model, not a curated record. The coding region runs from base 155 to 1867 and encodes 570 amino acids. The transcript has 10 exons. Gene Ontology annotation, molecular function: metal ion binding; 5'-nucleotidase activity; nucleotide binding. Lineage: Eukaryota; Metazoa; Arthropoda; Arachnida; Ixodida; Ixodidae. Gene Ontology annotation, biological process: AMP catabolic process.
AAGCUCGUACAGACUGACCUGUGUAGCUGGUGAUGGUGUGGUGCCUCAAGACACUUGGGUAGCGCGGGCUACUGAACUGCCCACGUUCGUGCAUUGUGUUCAUCGUUCAUGAUAUUUUACCGGAAAGACUGGGCAGGAUAUCUGGAUCCCGACAAUGCGGUGCUUCUCGGCUACUGCGUUCGUUUUAUUUUUGUGCUGUCAUUUACGCCACAGUGCACGAGACAAUGGCGCUCAAGGAAGUGCAGGACUGCAGCUGACGAUUCUACACACUAACGACAUCCACUCGCACAUCGUCCCGAGCUCUAAAGAUGGCGGUCUAUGCACCGCUAAUAAGAGUCAGUGCUAUGGAGGUGUUGCCAGGAUUACGCACAAAGUAAAAGAGUUGAAGAAGAAUCAUAAAAACGCAAUGUUUAUGAAUGCUGGAGAUUUCUAUCAAGGAACUGCUUGGUACAACAUACUCAAAUACAACAUAGUUUCUGCCGUUAUGGAGAAAAUGGGCUACGAUUAUGUGUGUUUAGGAAAUCAUGAAUUUGACGAUGGACCAAAAGGACUUGCCCCAUUUUUACUCCGUAUGCAAGCAGCCAACAUUUCUGUCAUCAACACCAACGCAGACUUUUCGAAAGAAGAUGCACUAAAGAAUAUUACACUUCCGAAAUCUGUGACAAAAAUUAUAAAUGGAACGAAAAUUGGCAUUGUUGGAGCAGUGCUUCAUGAAACUCGAGAGCUUUCGAGUCCAGGUAACGUCACAUUCAGCAAUGAUCUGGAGAGCAUCAGGAAUGAAUCCAGGAAACUUGCUCAGAACGGCACACAGAUUAUAAUCGCCAUCACUCACAUUGGCUAUCUCCAUGAAAUGGAAAUUGCGGCACAGGUGGAAGAAGUGGACAUAGUUGUCGGAGGCCACACGAAUACAUUUUUGUAUCACGUGCAAACGUUUCCUGGUGGAGACAAGAUCGAAGGUGACUAUCCAACAGUAGUGAACAAAACUAGCGGCAACGGUCAAGCUCUCGUCGUCCAAGAUUUCUGGUUCGGAAAGUAUCUCGGAUUUCUUCAAGUCACGUUCGACGCAAAUGGAAAUGUCACGAACUGGACCGGGAACCCCAUUCUCAUAAAUGGAUCCGUCGAAGAAGAUGAAGAAGUUUUGAAUAUUACCCUUGAGUUUGAGCCCUUGAUCAACAAAUCGAUUGCCGACGUCAUCGGUUACACGAAGGUACUACUCGAGGAAGACGGAGACAUCUGCCGCUUGCGCGAGUGCAACCUGGGCAACCUACUGACGGAUGCGUACUACUCACACUACGUUGACAAGAGCACCUCUACUCCUGCAAUGUGGUCAGACGUGAACGCAGCUGUUCUGAACGGAGGCUCCAUCAGGGCGCCUAUUGAACAAGGGAACAUAACUCUCGGUGACAUCAUGCAGACCGCGCCGUUCGGACAAACCAUCGUCAUUGUAACGCUUUAUGGCUAUGAACUUAAAAACAUGUUCGAGCACUCCGUCGGGAAUUACAGCUUCUUGAAGAAAAAAGGGGAAUUUCUACAAGUUUCUGGUGUACGUGUUGUGUACAAUUUGACAAUGCCUCCAAACAGCCGCGUUGUGUCGGUGCACAUACUUUGCACAAACUGUACGGUGCCUGUCUACAAGCCUCUGGAAGAGUGCGAAGUAUACAGAGUCGUCACCACCGACUUCGUUGCCAGAGGUGGGGACGGAUUCCAGAAGGCAAAAAACGUUACCGAUGGAGGGCCUUUGGAUCUUGAUGUACUAAGGGAUUACAUAAUCAAAAUUUCACCGGUGAAGACGCCCGUGGAAGGUCGUAUCACGAUCCACGGAAAUAUAACCGAAGACCCUGAUGCUAAAAAGGCGACGAAACGCUGACACAAGUAAAGGUGUUCGUCAACGAAGAGACGGGAAGAGCGAAAAUGAACAAUUCGUGUG